Medicago truncatula (barrel medic) is the source of this 843-nucleotide messenger RNA. RefSeq lists its product as uncharacterized. NCBI's taxonomy places the organism in Eukaryota, Viridiplantae, Streptophyta, Magnoliopsida, Fabales, Fabaceae. The record is from RefSeq and is a predicted model, not a curated record. The transcript has 3 exons. The coding region runs from base 70 to 372 and encodes 100 amino acids.
GGUUUACAUAGGAGGAGUGGAUAAGAGAAGUUAGUUCUAUCUAAGUUGUGUGAGAAGAGAAGAGAAAGAAUGGACAAGUAUUUCAGUUCAGCAUACCGUGGUGACCCAGGCGUACCCCAUGCUGAUCCACACCGUUUCGUCAACAUAUGGUUCGGUUGCCUUGCCUUCACUGCUUCCAACUGUAUCAAUCCCUACUACUGGCACAUCGGUUCCUCCUCCUUCAACUGGCAUGACAGGGUAAUGCUUUUUGAGCAAUAUCACUGGAAAAAGGCAAUGAGGAAGAAUCAGCGAUAUGAGUUCAAUUGGAACAAGACUUGGGACAGAGCCCACCGAGAUUCAUACUACUUCAACUGGCCUAUUUACUUCACUUAGGUCUUUUUUUUAUUAUUUAUUUUCGCCCCCUGCUGUCAUUGUAUUAUUGUUACUUUGGUUGCAAACUUGGAGAAAAUUGAUGUCCCCCCAGCCCUUUCUUCGUUUUACUCUCGGAUAUAUCAUGUUGAACGCGAGUUUAGACAAUUACAAUGUUUUUCUUGUUCUCUAUCCAGUGUCCUCAUGAUGCUAUUGGAUUACUGAUAUGUUGUGUGUAAGAAGUACAAAGCUUUUAGAUGAAGUAAUGACUAAAACAGCAGGGUAUGCUUUGACUUGUAUGUUACCUCUUAAGGAGUGGAAGGUUGAGAUGCUGUUACUACCUAGGAGCUAGUUUUUGUCAUUACCUCACAACAUAAUCAUAACCAUAUAUGCUAUCUGUAUAACGGCUGAAUCUGGUUUAGGGGGAAUUAUAUGCUAGAUUGUUUUAAACUUUUUACAUGUGUAUUUUAACAUUGUUUUUGUUCUGCUUUCUAA